Molecule: messenger RNA, 1716 nt
Organism: Trypanosoma grayi
Lineage: Eukaryota; Euglenozoa; Kinetoplastea; Trypanosomatida; Trypanosomatidae
Product: signal recognition particle subunit SRP68
Exons: 1
Coding region: 1-1716 (571 amino acids)
Biological process (GO): SRP-dependent cotranslational protein targeting to membrane
Cellular component (GO): signal recognition particle, endoplasmic reticulum targeting
Molecular function (GO): 7S RNA binding; signal recognition particle binding; endoplasmic reticulum signal sequence receptor activity
Source: RefSeq, a predicted model, not a curated record
AUGGAGUUUGAUUUAUUGUUGUUCCUGAAGGAGAUUCAGCUCCAGCAUGGCCUGCGCGCGGAAGACUAUGCACGCUACCGUCGUUACACAACCAACCGGUUGUCAACGCUGCGCCACCAGCUUGGCCUCAUUCACGACUCGAAGAAGUUCCAGAAGCGGGACAUCACCCCGCAGAUAGCGACGAAAACGGAGCAUCUGCAGCUGCUCGCGCUCUGCGCUGAGCGAUGCUGGGCGGCAGCGGAAGAAAUGCAGGAGAAGCGCCGCUCUGCUGCACGUGGGGGCGAGAACAAACCACAGGGUGGCCUGCCGCCAAGUGACCAGUUCCGCAAACGCCUCAACAAAUCUGUCAAGUGGGCAGCGAAGUUGCACGCGGUGGCCCAGGCCGUGGCGAGCAAGCGGCUGCAGCAGGAAACAGAGGCCUACGCAAUGGAGGUCGAGGGGAGAGCCGCCGCUGCGCACGGCUUGAUGGCAGAGGCGAAACAGCACUUCCUUGCCGCGCGCGAGCGGUACUACGCCUUGCGGAAGUGCAGCACACCAGAGCAGUGGACGCUGCUGUGGGCGAAAGUGACGGAGCUCGACGAUCGAGUUGUGUAUUGCAUGCUGCGGAUUGGCGAGGACUCGUCCCUCUACAAGCCACACGUAGACGUUGAGGACACAUCACAACAGCUAGCGGUCACGACAAUUGAGUGGAACGGCCGCCAGCUUAAUGUGGCCUCCAUCAAGGUAAAGGAUGCACUGCGUGAGGUGCGGGCCCUCAAUGUCGAAGCGGCGAAGGCGAAGGCAGCGGAGCUAAGCGGUCCCAUUCCUGUUGGGCAGCAGAACAAGGUGCUUGACCUCAUGGACCGGCGCAUUGGUUGCCUUAAUGACGCUCUCGCCCACGCCCGCCAGGACCUGCGCUCUCUGGCCGAUGAGAGGCAGAAGACGGAGCUGCAGCUCCUAUUGCACUACUUGCUCUUCCAGGUCUCUCAUGAGACGCUGCAGCGCACACUCUUCAUGGUCGAGGUUCACACACGCCGAUUCCGCGCCACAGAAAAGAGUCUUACUGGUGGUCAUUGUGGCAUCGGCAGCAGCAGCAGCAGCAGCAAUAACAACAACAACGGCGUCAGCAAGGGGAAAAGGGAGAUUUCUCCAGCUCAGUACGCCUCGCCGCUAGAGGUAGUACGCCUGUACGACGCCGCGUUGGAAACGUUAGGUGAGAUAGAGCUUCUCCCGGGCGUUGCUGGGCGCGAAGACGUGGAGGAACUCACCGCACUUUGUCGUGCGGGGAAGCUCCUCUACCUUGGAGAGAGUUGGCGCAUCGUAAAGGAUUCCGGGCGGGCGCAGAACUGCUACAAGGCUUCGCUUUCUGUUCUUGGGGAAGUACCAGUGUCACCGCGCGUGGAGGCACUUCGGCUUGUGGCGGAGAAGAGCUUCCUGUUAUUAGCAUCAUCGACUCUCUUGAGCGGCGCAGUCAGUGGGGAGGAGAGAGAGGAAGAAAAACCAGUGCAGUACCUUGUCGACGCUGGAGAUCAGGUGGCGGUUGCCCAGAACGUAAUCAAGUUCCCUCCUGAUUACCAAGCUGUACCGUGCAAGCCUGUUUUUGUGGAUAUUGCUUCCACAUACGUGGAUUACCCAACGCGUGGCAACUCUUCGCAGCAGCAAGAACAACAACAAGCGGACGCCUCCGGCGGGAAGGAGGAGAAGCGGUGGAAGUGGGGCUGGGGGUGGCGUAAGUAG